AGUGCGCUCCCGAUUGUGCAGGAGACCUGUUGGAAAAAGAAAGAAAUAGCGAGAUGGCAGUAAUCACGUCGAAUUGGAGCCUGGACGCCUGGAUCUUCAUAUCCGCUGUGCUACUGGGCCUCUACCUGUACUUCGCGAGAAAAUUCAGCUAUUGGAAAAAGCGAGGUGUGAAGUACGUCGAGCCUACGUUUCUCUUCGGCAACGCGGCACCCUGCCUCAUCGCCGCAAAAAAGCCCGACGAUUUGAUCCGCGAAUUUUAUGAAGAGGGCGCGGGAGAAAAGGUCAUCGGCUUUUACGUCUUCGACAAGCCCUACCUCGUAGUUCGCGAUCCGGAGCUCAUAAGGCAUGUCUUCGUCAAGGACUUCAGUAACUUCUCCAACAAGCUUCUGUGCGGCAAGAAUACCGACGUCAUGGGCAGCACUAAUCUUUUCCAAGUUAUGAAUCCACCCUGGAAGUCCAUCAGGAAUAAGUUAUCGCCGUUCUUCACCUCGGGAAAGUUGAAGAAGAUGUACGAGCUCAUGGAGGAGAUCUGCACUGAUCUCCAAGUGUAUUUGGACAAAUUGGAAAUCGACGAAAAAGUUGGAAAGCCCAUCGAAAUCAAGGAAAUCUGCGCGAAAUUCACGACCGAUCUCAUCGGCACAACGGCAUACGGUAUGCGUUUGAAUUCCUUGACAGACCCGAAUGCCGAGUUCCGCAAGUCUGGUCGAGAAAUGUUCAGAAGCAGUUUCAUGCGUUACCUGCAAAUGCUGGCCAUCUUCUUUAUACCACCGCUGCGGCCGUACAUCAAUGCCAAGUUUUUCGACGUAAGACCAACCGAAUUUCUGCGCAAAGCUUUUUGGCACGUGAUCAACGAGCGUAUCGCGACCGGCAUCAAGAGGCCAGACCUUCUGGACAUGCUGAUCGAAAUCAAGAAUAAUCAGGAUAACGGCACAGACGACACCUUCAAGUUGGAAGGGGAUGCCUUGGUCGCUCAAGCGGCAAUAUUUUUCACUGGUGGUUUCGAGACGUCUUCGACAACUAUGUCUUUCGCUUUGUAUGAACUGGCGAGAAAUCCCGAGACGCAAACAAAGUUGAGAAAUGAGAUUUUGAGCGCUCUAGAAACGACUGGAGGAAAAGUAACUUACGAUAUGAUCACAACGCUGCCUUAUCUGAAUAUGGUGACACUUGAGGCAUUGAGAUUGUAUCCUGUUAUUUCUUGGCUGGACCGACUGCCAGAAGCCGACUACACAUUUCCUGGAACGAAUAUUACCGUUGAAAAGGACGUUCCAGUGAUUUUACCAAUGAGGACCUUGCAUCUAGAUCCCCAGUAUUUCCCUAAUCCAGACCAGUGGGAUCCCGAAAGAUUUUCGGAGGAGAACAAGAAAAAUAUAGUUCCGUUCACAUACUUUCCAUUUGGCGAAGGACCACGCAGCUGUAUAGGUACUCGAUUAGGAUAUAUUCAAACGAAGCUUGGUAUAUUGAACUUCAUUUCGAAAUAUGAAGUGACGACUCUUAAGGAAACGAACGUCAAAAUAGAUAAAUUAAAUAUUUUCACUCAAGCAGAAGAUGGAAUUUAUUUGAAUUUAAGGAAACUUUCGGCUUAAAUGUAUUAUUUAUACAACUAACGUCAAGCUAUUAUUAUAUUUAUUAUAUAUCUCCAUUAUUCUUUAAUAUUAUUAAAAGUAUUUUGCAAAACAUG
Molecule: messenger RNA, 1678 nt
Organism: Nasonia vitripennis (jewel wasp)
Lineage: Eukaryota; Metazoa; Arthropoda; Insecta; Hymenoptera; Pteromalidae
Gene: CYP6AQ5
Product: cytochrome P450 6AQ5
Exons: 5
Coding region: 54-1583 (509 amino acids)
Molecular function (GO): heme binding; oxidoreductase activity, acting on paired donors, with incorporation or reduction of molecular oxygen; monooxygenase activity
Source: RefSeq, marked validated